AUCUCUUUCUCUCUCAAGGAGCUUUCUACAGAGAACCUCUAGGCAGGUACCACACGAGAGCUACCCAACAGCAUGGAUGUCUUUAAGAAAGGGUUUUCCAUUGCAAAAGAGGGUGUAGUGGCAGCAGCCGAAAAGACCAAGCAGGGAGUGACUGAAGCUGCAGAGAAGACCAAAGAAGGGGUGAUGUAUGUAGGGACCAAAACCAAAGAGGGUGUAGUGCACGGUGUCACUUCAGUUGCUGAGAAGACCAAAGAACAGGCCAGCAUGGUGGGUGAAUCUGUAGUGGCCAGUGUGAACACUGUGGCAAAGCAAACUGUAGAAGGAGCAGAGACCAUUGUUACCAGCACUGGAGUUGUAAAAAAGGAGGAUGUACAGAAACCAAUGCAGCCUGAAGAGCUACCUGCUAGCACUGCUGAAAAAGAGGCCCCAGUGGAAGCUACAGAAAUCAGUGCAGAGGGUGAAAAUGAAGGAAAUUAACCCUCCUCGGGUCUUCUAGCAUGAAAAAUGAGAAUUCCAGGAGUAAAUACAGAAAUGUUAGCUGACACCAGAGCAGGGAAAACACCCAUCCCCUAGGCUCACUUCAUGCAGUACUACAGCCUUUCACUUGCCUCACACCAACAUAUCAUAGAUGUCUGGCAGGCUCUUGAGCAUCCGUUUUAGGGCAACCAUGUGCCUGUUCCUUCUCAUCUCCUUUGUGGCUUCCUUCCUUACCCACCUUCAGGCCUUCCGAGUGUGUGGUUUGGUAGCUGUGAUUUAGCGCAGUCGUGGUUGGA
Messenger RNA from Rhineura floridana, 773 nucleotides. RefSeq names its product synuclein gamma (gene SNCG). NCBI's taxonomy places the organism in Eukaryota, Metazoa, Chordata, Lepidosauria, Squamata, Rhineuridae. Bases 73 to 477 code for a protein of 134 amino acids. The transcript has 5 exons. Gene Ontology annotation, biological process: chemical synaptic transmission; synaptic vesicle endocytosis; synapse organization. Gene Ontology annotation, molecular function: cuprous ion binding. The record is from RefSeq and is a predicted model, not a curated record. Gene Ontology annotation, cellular component: cytoplasm; axon terminus; neuronal cell body.